Molecule: messenger RNA, 4489 nt
Organism: Xenia sp. Carnegie-2017
Lineage: Eukaryota; Metazoa; Cnidaria; Anthozoa; Malacalcyonacea; Xeniidae
Product: anaphase-promoting complex subunit 1-like
Exons: 45
Coding region: 105-4046 (1313 amino acids)
Biological process (GO): anaphase-promoting complex-dependent catabolic process; metaphase/anaphase transition of mitotic cell cycle; protein K11-linked ubiquitination
Cellular component (GO): anaphase-promoting complex
Molecular function (GO): molecular adaptor activity
Source: RefSeq, a predicted model, not a curated record
UAAAUACAUUGGUAGAAGAUGAGAGAAAGCCGUACGUUCUAGGGUUAGUGGAAAGUAAUGGACAUUCAGCGAUUUUGAAAUGUUGCAGUGGUUUUCAUUACAGAAUGACUUUACGUCCAUUGACUGGAGAUGAAACUGUGUCGUCGUGCCUUACUGGACUACAACAAGUCUUAAACAACGAUGUGGCGACUAAAUUACUUUUGAAAUACUAUCAACUAUCAAAUUGUAGCGAAGAUAAGGAUCAUUUUAACCCUGACGAAGAAUGGCAAAACUUUUGCAACAUUUUACUGAAACUAAUUGGCAAAAGUACCGAAGAAUCGUUCACCAGCGCUCCUGCAAAGAAAUCUCGAACGAAUUCUGAUGAAGGAGAAAAAGAUUUAAAAUCCAGCAUUCCACAUUGUGGAUCUAAAACUCGAGAUGCGUGGCGAUAUUUGUUGAAUAACAUCACUGAUCAUAAUGAAUCAUUAAUGAAAGCUGGCUUUGAUAUACCCAUCCAAUCAGAAACGGUUACAACAGACAUCGUCACGAACCAAUCAUGGGACACGAAUGCUUUGCUUUAUCAACACAUACCAAGCGUCGUUUUUGUUCUCCAUCUCAUACACGAGGAUUUGAAGCUUAGCAGCUUAAAACUGGAUGGUGUUCAACGUCUGGGAAGAUUUUUGCUCAUGUUAACUUGCAUGAUUGACUGGGAGGAAUAUGUCACGUUUUACUCAAAAGAAUAUUCACAAAUAUACGAAGAGGUUAAGAAUUCAACAAGUGCGACAGAACCGCCUUCAAAAUAUGAUUUAUUUUUUCCUUCCUUUGUUACAAAUGACCCUCCCAACGUUUUUAAAUGUUUGAUGGCGUGUUUAAAAGGACAGAAGAUCGAAAACUUUCCUGUUCUUCCUGCUGUUUGUGAGCAAACGUUUAAAAUAAUGAUGAUGUAUUCUUUGUGCAUUCCUACAAAAGAUGGAAGCUUUUGUGAAAGCGCUGAUGAAAUAUUCAACUCGAUAGCGUUUAAUUGUGAUCAAAAUUAUAAAGUUUACUUUAACGAAGAAUCCAAAAGAUGCGAAACUCCCGCUGACCGUUUAGUUCAUUUCAUGGCAAAAAUCGGUUUUACCAUCGACGAUUUGAAUGCGUUACCGUUCGGUGUUUCUUUACCUCUUCGCGAAGCGAUACAUCAAUGUCACAACAAACCAUCACAUUGUUUGUCAGAAGAAAGCUGUACUCUUAUUGGACGAGAGGAGUUGGCUGCCCAAGCGAGGAUGACUGAUGAGUCGAUUAAUCUUUGCGGCAAUGCGAAAGCCGUCAAUAAUAGCGAUGAAGUUGACGACGGUAUGAACUUCGAAUGUGAAGUAACAAAACUGCGAUUCAGUAUUGAUCACAGAAUUCGUGAAGUGAGACGAUUAUUACAAUCUGCAAGACCAAUUCGUGUUUCGUUAGUACAGAAUCCAGAAGUUAGUGACCAUGAUUUUGUACAAGAGCAAGAAGCGAGACUUUUGUUGAUGUCCAAACGAACUUUAUCUCUCUCUGUUGGAAGAGGAAUGUUUUCACUCGCUACUUGUCGACCAAUUGUAACCGAACUUGUCCACGUUCCUCGAUUGGAGAUAACAGGUCGUGUUUUACCGAGGAACAAUGUUGUUUCGUUGGAUCAUAUCGAUGUUCCCACGGAUAUGAUGGUAUGGCCUGCAUUUCACAAUGGUGUUGCUGCCGGAUUGAGAAUUGUUCCUGGAAUUUCACAGAUUGAUAGCACCUGGAUUGUUUACCAUCGACCAAAAGACUGCCAGUUGACCAAUGAACAUGCUGGAUUCCUUAUGGCUCUUGGUCUUACUGGCCAUUUAUCAAAUCUUGCGAUAAUGAACGUUCACAAUUAUUUAUCCAAGGGUCAUGAACUGACCAGCAUUGGACUGCUUAUUGGCUUAGCAGCGACCAAACGUGGUACUAUGGAUGCUGCUACCACUAAGAUGUUGUGUAUUCAUAUCGAUGCCUUGUUACCACCUACUUCUGCUGAAAUUGAAGUUUCAGUCAAUGUUAGGAGUGCGGCCAUAAUAGGGAUUGGUUUGGUUUAUCAAGAAAGUGGUCAUCGUCUUAUGACUGAAGUUUUACUGUCUGAAAUAGGUCGCCCUCCUGGCCCGGAGAUGGAAAAUGCCCUAAACAGAGAAUGUUAUUCGCUUUGCGCGGGCCUGGCAUUAGGAUUGAUCAUGCUGGAGCAUGGACGAGAAACAGCUGGUUUGUCUGACUUAAAUAUCUCUGAUCAUCUUUAUCACUACAUGGUUGGAGGUCACAAGAAAACACAGAUGGGUGCACAAAGUGAGAAGUUUAGAUCUCCAAGCUACUUGAUCAAGGAAGGCGACAAUGUUGACAUAAACGUGACUGCUCCCGGAGCGAUACUCGCUUUAGCAUUGAUUUAUCUUAAAAGCAAUGACGAAAUCGUUGCAUCGUGGUUGUCAGCGCCAGAAACCCCCGUCUUGGCUGAGUUUGUCCGACCAGAUCUUCUUAUGUUAAAACUAUUGGCCAGAGGUCUUGUUCUUUGGGACAGCGUUUUACCAACGAAGGACUGGGUUCAAUCUCACAUCCCUAAAAUAUUUCAAGAUUAUGCUUUCACUGGAAAUUCAAAAGACAACAACGACAAUGUCAGUGUUGACUUGGAAACUAUUACGCAAACCUAUGUAAAUAUCAUCGCUGGUUGCUGUUUUGCUAUGGGUAUCAAAUUUGCUGGAUCCUUUAAUAAAGAAGCGUAUGCUACACUUAUGUAUUACACCAAGUACUUCAAAGAUAUUCUCGAAAAACCAGAAGUGGAGCAGUGUGGUAGGGUCGUUCUGGAGCAAUGUAUGAACGUCACGUUGCUGUCAUUAUCCAUGGUUAUGGCGGGUACUGGUAAUCUCGACAUUCUUCGACUCGCGAGAGAAUUUCAUAAACGACACUCGGUUGACGUCACGUACGGUAAUCACAUGGCCAUACAUAUGGCAAUUGGAUUUCUGUUUCUUAGUAAUGGAAGGAGUACAUUGUCCACCUCAGCUCCUGCUGUCGCAGCCCUCAUUUGUGCCUUGUUCCCACAGUUUCCAUCGACGAGUUCAGAUAACAGAUGUCAUUUACAAGCCUUACGUCAUCUUUAUGUCUUGGCUGUGGAACCACGCCUUCUCGUACCAACAGACGUGGAUACAAAGGAAGCAUGCUACUGCCCAGUCGAAAUCAGUUUAAGGGAAACACAAUACUAUCCUGAGACGGUUAUUCGAGAACUCGCCCCAUGCCUUUUGCCCGAAGUAAACAACAUCAAACAAGUUCGUAUUGGCGGGAAAAGAUACUGGCCUGUUGUACUUGAAGGAGAUGAACUACCAGAAGAGUUAAGGCUGUUGUUGUCAAAAGGUGGAACUGUGUUUGUAAAGAAAAGAAUCGGUCAACUUCCGUACAAAGACGAUCCAAAGGGUUAUCGUAAUUUAAUGGCUCGAACUUUUACCAAACAAGCCGAAAAGGUUGAUAUUGUUCGCUCGUUUUCAACUGAUCAAGAACUUAUCAAAUUUACGGAAAUAUUUUGUCAAAAUUCUUCCAAUCGUAAAAAGGAAGUUCGUUGUGCUGACUUUUUAUCUUCCGUACUUCUAAAUUGCGUGAGCAAAGAAACAACGUCCAUCGUCUACACGUAUUUUGCGAUAGAGAACGCACUACAAGCUGUUGAAAAUUCUAGCAACAUAUGCAUGCUGAGAGAACUCUUAAUAGUUUUGACGUAUUACGAAAAUGCUUUUGAACGUUUGAAGAAGAGAAAUUCGGAGUUAGAGCCCAUUAUUAAUCCCCUUUAUAUUGUCGAAAUUCAAAGUCGCCUGGCUGCUCAUUUCAAGUCCUUCACUAACAGAGUCACGUAUGAAUUACGAGAACACGUUGGCAACAUGGAUAGGAAGAUAAGCAAAGAGCUGGUGUCUUACAUGACGUAUCAUGCUAUGAACGAAGCCAAGACUCUUCCUCGUGUUGUCACGAAACAAAAUGCUCCUUUAGAAGUAAUGAUGAAAAAAUGUGAAGAGCUUUGUUUAUCUUUUCCUAAUCUCUUGAAAUUGCGCUCAAUUAUUCAAUCGUGAACAACUGACGUCAGUUUAGGGCUGGUUCAGUGAAGCGUUAUCAUUUUGGUAAAUGGAGAAGAUUAAUUUCUUCACAUCAAAAAACUUAUUUGAGCAAUUUCUCCAUGCUCUGACUUGGCAAAUUCACAAAGCCUUUCAAAUGAACACAAAUAAUUUAGCCUGAUUUUUUACGACUAAAAUGGCUAAUGUCGCUUAAGAAAAGGUUGUAACUUCGCUUAAAGUUUUUACUCCUUUCAAUUACUUUAAAUCAUGAUGUUAUCAGCCUCUUAGAGUUAAGGAACUCAUCCCACAUUAAGCUGCACUCGAUCGCUGGCCAUUUUUAUAGGGACUCAACUCAGUGGUUGAGGUCAUUCAGUUUGAUCUUAGCGCUACUGAGGUUCUCCUCGAAGUUGGUCUGUUUGUAAUUUGUUUCCCCCGUGAAAAUAUACGGUUAGCCCAUCGAA